GUCUACUUAUCAGUUGAUGGACCUUUGGAUUGUGUAUGUUUAGUAUUAAGUGUCAACUUGAUUGGAUUGAAGGAUUCAAAGUAUUGUUCCUGGGUGUGUCUAUGAGGGUGUUGCCAAAGGAGAUUAAUAAUUGUGUCAAUGGACUGGGAGAGGCAGACCCACCUUCAGUGUGGGUGGGCACCAUCCAAUCAACUGCCAGUGCAGCUAGAGUAAAGCAGGAAGAAGAAGGUGGAAGAAGGUGGGAGAGGCCGAUUUGCUAAGUCUUCCAGCCUUCAUCUUUCUCCCGUGCUGCAUGCUUCCUGCCCACGAACAUCAGACUCCAAGUUCUUCAGCUUUUGGACUCUUGGACUUUACAGCAGUGGUUUGCCAGGGGCUCUCAGGCCUUCAGCCACAGAGUGAAGGCUGCACUGUCCGCUUCCCUGCUUUCGAGGUUUUGAGGUUUUGGGACUCAGACUGGCUUCCUUGUUCCUCACCUUGUAGAUGGCAUAUUGUGAGGCUUCACCUUGUGAUCAUGGUUCUUGUUAGGAAUUGCUGGUCCCCCUAAAUCUUAACAAUGACAUUUCUGUACCUAUCUACAUGAUCACAUGCAGUUUUUUCUUCUAAUAUUUUUGCACAAAGA
This is a messenger RNA of Symphalangus syndactylus (siamang), 619 nucleotides long. RefSeq lists its product as uncharacterized. The record is from RefSeq and is a predicted model, not a curated record. Lineage: Eukaryota; Metazoa; Chordata; Mammalia; Primates; Hylobatidae.